AUGGACGAGGCCGGCCGCUGGUGGAGAGAAUUGUGGCAUGAUUGGCCCAACGUAUGGGACGUAUGCCGUCGCCGCGGGCUGCUUAAAGCACUCCCCGACAUAGCACGGGCUGCCUUCUGGACGGCCUUGAUGAUUGUGCUAUUCGCCGUCAUCAUUGCAUGUGAUUUGGUUCGCACAACAUGGUCCCGUGCAUACCCGCUGUCCGAGCACAAUACGGACAAGAGAGAGCGUCGACGCAAAGAGAACUCGCUGCAGCGGCUGUUGUGCAGACCCAUGGCAGAUCCCAUAUCAGCAUAUAGGACUGUCCACUCCCAGAGCCCGCAACACGAUGGAAAAGCCAAAUGCUCCAUCUUCAGCCGCCUGCCGCCCGAGGUUCGGAGGCACAUUUUGGUUUCAGCUUUUGGAGAACGCACGCUACAUAUGGACUUGGAUUUCCGACUCCCAUUCAACUUGGUUGAGAAGAAGCCAUACGGUGGGUGUGACGUGCAUGCAAGGAUUCACCAAGGAAACCUGGCCUCAGACUCACACUUGGAUACAAAGUCUGGCAGGCAUAGGACUUGGAGGUGGUUUGGCUGUGUAUGCCACCGAUUCGAUGUCGAUAACACACCACGGUUGGCUUACGGCAGGAGAUGCAACUAUCGAUGGGCGCAUUUUGGGGAGCCGGAUACGGAUCUGUGCCUUCGCGGAUCAGGAAAGUGUAAUACGUGGCCUGGAAAGUGGCCAGUGAAGUGUCAAAUUGGCGUUAUGGGGUGGAUGUUAUCUUGCAAGCGAGCAUAUUUCGAGGGCAUGGAUGUUUUGUAUAGCACCAACACUUUCCACAUUGCGUCGCCCGUUCUAAUGAAGAAGCUGGUCUGGCAACCAAAAGAUCUUCCUCUAGUAGAAGGCUUUUGUUCAAAGGUGAAGCAUUCCAAAUAUCGGCGCCCAGUUUUCCCGUCUCUUGCAUACUUGCGGAUUGCGUUUGCCCGGAUGGUCAUCCACGAGGUAGACCACACCACCGACAUGAUUUGGCCAUAUGACAACAGACGACUACUAUCCGAGAGGUUACACAACUUCUUUUUACCGCAAAUGGACGAAUUAAUCAACAGAAUUGCGCCGUCGACGGCGGAAGUAACGGUAUCUUGUGCGAAAUGGGAUUGGUACGAACUGAUAGAUCUGUCUCUUUUGGAAAGCCAGGGCAAGGAAGCGACCAGGAUGCAGAGGGCGGACAUUGAAGGACUGAGGUGCUGGAGAAUGAUGCCCAUUAGGAGGAGCAUUUCAUGGGAAGAUUCCGAGGCAGGUCUAUCUUCUUCGCGGAGUAGAGAAGGAUACUGGAUUCAUAUACCCAUUGGCGACAUGCGUCUUCACAACUGGUAUGGUUACGAUUGGCAACGAAAUGAGCUUUAUGGUCUUGGGCCGGACGGCUUCUCAUGGUCACGGUUAGCGAACAGCGAGGGUCUCUAUUAG
Messenger RNA from Metarhizium acridum CQMa 102, 1443 nucleotides. Lineage: Eukaryota; Fungi; Ascomycota; Sordariomycetes; Hypocreales; Clavicipitaceae. The record is from RefSeq and is a predicted model, not a curated record.